AUGGCGGCCCAGAAGGACGACAGCGCCCGGUCGCCGGAAGUGACGGCCGCCAAGGAGACGCCUGUGACGGCAUGGGUCAAGAGCAUCCAGAAGGAGAAGACAGACUAUAUGAACUUUGCUGCGUACAGCAAGGUGCAGCUCGAGCACGCCCUUCGCGCGUCCGACCACCUCGGCGUCCCCAACGGAUUUCGAACGGCCAUUUGUUUUGAGCUUCUCGAAAAUGUGUCGACGCAUUUUGAACGCUACAAGGACCUUUUGCGCGCCAUUCUGCGCGAGUGCGAACAGAGCGUGUACGUGGACCCGGGCGCGGUCCAAGCGAAAAUUGACGCCGGUGGCUCCGUGACGAUGGCGGAUUUUUUCGAGCUCCAGCCCUAUUUCAUCGAGCUCCAAGACACGCGAAUCGAGCAAGCCCAGGUCAACGACGACAUCUCGCUCCUCGAUCGCAAGCACGGCUUUAUGAUGGACCAGCUCGCGACAAAGGAGUCGGUUUUGGACCGCGUCUCGGAACGCUGGGCGCGGACAAUUCUGCUGCAGGCUUUUCACAAUUGGCACAAGGUGGUCGCAGACAAGCGCAAAGUCCGGUCGUCCAUGCAGAAAGCCAUGGGCCGCUGGAAAAAGCGACAUUUAACAUUGGUCGUGCGCAUGUGGCGUCAAGUCAUUGUGUCGGAAAAGCAAAUGGAAGCGCGCCGCCGUCUCUCGACCCUCACCGAGAGUGCGGACGACUGCAAGGACCUUCAGUUCAAGCUCGAGCUGGCGAUCCGCACAGUCCGCGACGAAAUUCAAGUGCUCAAGCAGUCGAUUCAAAAGCACACACUGACGCAAACCGAGCUCCAAGCGACAUUCGCGUCCUUGAUGGAGAGAGUGCUCAGUAGCCACGAACGGCAGCUACAAGAGCUUUCAAACGAAUGGGGCCGUCUCUGCCUCGGCCUUGUCGACGCACAACUGCUGCAUUUGACCAACAUGCUGGGUGCUGUGCCGUACGAGACCUUUGCCGACCCAACGCUGCUACUACGUCCACGCGACGAUCGCGUCGACUUGCUCAAGGUCCCCGAAGACACCAUUGUGCUCAAGUGGACGAGCCGACUGGUUCACGAGCAAAUUCAGUUUCUCGCCAAAGUACCACCCUCUACGAAUGCCAAAUCGGCGGCGGAGAUUGAGAUUGAGCUCUCUCGCGUUCAAAACUUUACCACCGACAUGAAGGGACUGCAAGUGCUCCACACCGUGCUCAAGGUCCUGCGCCGCAAGGUACCCGAGACAAGCGAGCCCUGCAGUGACUCGGUCUUGGACCACCUUUGCUCGUGGCGCUGUCCCGACUACCUCGUGGAGCACAUUGAGCAUGCCUCCGAGGGCAUUGUCCCCAGCGAUGUUAUGUAUUGCAUUUUGAGCUACCUCUUUUGCGAAGAAGCGACUGCAUCCUUGGACGAAGCCACGGCCGCGUGGGACGUUGUGCGAAGCGGAUGGCGCGAGCUCCAAACACCGUUUGAUACGUCGAUGCUCGUGGGCUUCACCCCCGAUACGACCAACGUAGCCGCGAUCGUCGCGGCCAACAAUGCGCUGCAAAACGCCGUGCAAAUGGUGCAGUACGCCUGCUCGGCGCGCGCGGCCAACCAUCAGUUGUACACGGCACUGUCCAAGCGCAUUCACACCAAGGCCAUCGACGUGCUCCUCGUCCGCGUGCACAGUGACGCGCCGUUCGUCAUGGCCAAUCGGCGCGAAGCCCGCGAACGGGCGACGUAUACAACGAUCAAAAAAGAGACACUGAAUGCAAUUUUGCAGUCGGACGUGACAACCGAAGUGCCCAAGAUCGAAGCCGUCUUGGGGGAACAUUACGAGGAUCUCCAGCGCAUAUUCGAAUAUUACGCAGCAAGCGACGUGGGGGAUGCCGGGAGCAUGUCUCUGGACGAAUUUUACGGCUUUCUCAAAGAUUGCAAGCUCAUCUCCAAGUCACUCACGCUCGCCUAUGUCAAGAAGAUCUUUCACGACAUCAACGAAGGCGACGUCGACACGGAACUCGACCCGUUUAACCCCGACAUGGAAUUCAACGCGAGCGAAUUCAUCCAUGCCCUCGUGUGCGUGGCCGAGCGCCGGCUCGGUACAAAAUCGACGCCGUUGAGCCAGCGGGUGAAGCGCUGCUUGUCGGAGUUUGUGCUUGCGAAUGCGUGCCGCGCGAGCAUGGACGGCUUCCGGAACGAGAUGAAUGCGAGCGCGUGCAAGGCUGUGUUUCAGUUGCACCAAACGCUUCUCGAGCGGCUCUACAAGCAGUUUGCCUCGACCUCGGCCACUCUAAGUGCUGCGGAUUUUGUCGUGUUUCUCGAGGAAUGCCAGCUGCUGCCGCACGUGCUUUCGAUAGGCGAUGUUCAAAAUAUCCUUUCCAAAAUCCAACAAGAAGACGAUGUCCUCGAGGGCGGGGAGGCGCCGAGCCACAACAGCGCGCUCGAGUUGACGUUCACCGAAUUCACCGAGGCGAUCGGGGCCGUCGCAUUGUACUACGACCCAAAUGUGUUUACGCCCAUUGCCACACGCCUCGAUGCAUUCAUCGUCCUCCUUGGCACGUCUACCACCGCAGCUGCAGCUACAUAG
Messenger RNA from Saprolegnia parasitica CBS 223.65, 2580 nucleotides. RefSeq lists its product as hypothetical. Bases 1 to 2580 code for a protein of 859 amino acids. Lineage: Eukaryota; Oomycota; Saprolegniomycetes; Saprolegniales; Saprolegniaceae. The transcript has 20 exons. The record is from RefSeq and is a predicted model, not a curated record.